Cuscuta epithymum is the source of this 1696-nucleotide messenger RNA. The record is from the annotation of a GenBank genome assembly. NCBI's taxonomy places the organism in Eukaryota, Viridiplantae, Streptophyta, Magnoliopsida, Solanales, Convolvulaceae.
CUUUUAAAUGCAUAUAUAAAUGUUGUGUAUAUUUAUUAUGGAGUGUACAUGAGUUUAAUUAUGUUGUCUCAUAUAUGAUUUAUUACGUAGCUUUUAUUUAGGUAUAUGGAUUAAAAUUUAAUACUGAGUUGCCACUUGGCAAAUUUUAGCAUGAAGAGCAUUGCCACACGUAAAAAAUUUCUCUAAAGCAUUCCAUCAAGGUUUGCUUUAUUAUACGGAGUAUUAUAUAGAUUAGAAAUUCAUAUUUGUUCUACAUCCAUUUGAACGAUCCAUUGAUGGAAAUGCAGUCCUUUAUCUCGAGAUGGGACAGGCAAACGCGGCGGCUCCGCCUCGAGAGGCGCAGUGCUCUCUUAUCGCUAACCAGGAUCUUUACUCCUAAACUUAGAGGCCUCGCUUCUAGGAAGCGGAUAUUCCGUUAUCUUCUUAUUAGCAUCGCCUUCAUAGCAAUUAUCCCGCCCCUCUUCUUUCACUUCAAACUCCGUCGCUUCAUUCAGGUGCAAGAACAGAAAUGCAGUUGGUUGAGAAAUCCUCCUUUGGUCUGUGCUCAUGGCGGGGAUUCUUCAAUGGCUUUUCCAAACACAAUAACUGCAUACAAGACUGCUCUACACUCUCAGGUGGACUGUAUUGAAGUUGAUGUUUCUCGUUCAUCUGAUGGAGUUCUGUUUGCUCUUCAUGACAGGCAGGGAUUUGCAGCAUAUAUCUGGGAAUGACACAUUCAAGGCUGGGUACUUAAGCUCAAGAGAGAUUAAAGAGCUUGUACCAAGUUUUGAGCUUCAACAGAAGUAUCAUGAUCUUGGAGUUCCUACAAUUGAAGAUAUAUUGAUGUUUAUAUCAGGUUCAGUACGGGAAGUAAUUCUAGAUGUAAAAGUUGGCCCUCCUUUAUACGAAAAAGGACUUGCUGGCAAUGUUGUUUCUUCUUAUACAAAGUUAGGGUGCAAGAAUUGUGUUGUAUGGGCCAAAAGUGACAAUAUUCCAAGAGAUGUGCUUAGACUUGCACCAGAUGCCACGGUAGGUUACAUUGUCAUGAUGGACCCUUCAACAGGAACUAGAACACAAUUACUGAGGAUGAGAGGUGCGUGGGUGGUCGGCGUCUACCAUCCUUUAAUUGAUGAGAAGCUUGUUAAAGUCCUGCAUGCGAGAAACAAAAAGGUGUAUGCAUGGACAGUUGACGAUGAAGAGUCGAUGAAGAAAAUGUUAAUUGAACGUGUGGAUGCUAUCAUCACUAGCAACCCAUCUGUACUGAAGCGUGUCAUGCAAGAUGCAAAAACACAAUGCCUUGAAGACGGUUUUUCAUUGUCUGCAUGACAACACAUCCGGAAUUAGAAGCUCCAUUGUUGCAGUACACGUUAUCAGCUAUUUCAUUCUUUACUUAUUGAUGUUGCUCACCUCUGUAAUAUCUGGAUCUAUUUAUGACAAGAUAUUGUACGUGAAGUAAUAUUGAUGGCACUAUGGCAGUACACAAUUUCAUGCUCAUUGUUACACUCUGCGAGCUGCUGCCGUGCCCUCUUUAGGGAUAUACUUCAAAAAAUAUUUAUUUUGUUACCUGUCUUUCUAGAUUCUGAGGCAAUGACUUGAGGUAUGUAGUGCAACAUGUAAUGGAGCCAUGGAGGCAAGGAACGGAGUAAUAGAAUUAUAUUGACUAUGCAUACAUGUGUUAUUAUGAAGAUUGGGACAUCGUUCUGCACUAUGGUGGUUG